CCCUUUCCUUCUUCUUCCCGACAUUCCCCUUGGCUUCUCAUAUCCGCUCGUCCCCCCCUUGUGUUUGUAGUCUUUGCCUUUCUGUUCGCACAAGCAAACACGUAUCGCCAUGUCCCGUGACAUGGCCGCGAGGCUCACACGACUAACGGAUUUGGUAGGAUCUGAUCUUGACGCUAUUCCAAAUCAACGCUUCCAAGUGGAUGUUCCUGAUCCAAGCGACGACGAAAAGGAAGGAGGCAUAGCUCUCGGUUGCGAAAACGCUACUGAGGAAUUCACCGAUUCCAUCGACGACCAGCCUACUGUUUCAGCAGCCACUGGUUCCAUCGACAACCAGUCGGGUGAUUCAAGCGCGUUUGCAUCGACAGAGAAUACCGACCGCCGUUUUGUCUGGAUGCCCGGCGAAGCAAGCUCGUACAAUCUGGGCACUGCUCCCGCCACUCCUUCAUCGCCUUAUAAAGCACUUCCCCCCACAGACUUGCAACGAGGCGAGCUCGCACCACCCGGUAAAUACUUCACCCCACUAUUGGCUCUUGCAAAGUACCCGUAUCGGUACUGUGACCGAGAUUCACUCCAGAACGUGGCCAGUCAAUUCUUCGACGGCGGAAAGUUCUGGGCUCGUGAAUGGGAUAUUUACUACACCUGGGACAUUGACGGCACGAAGCCUUUGACACUGGUGACAGAAGACCAAUUCAAGGACUUGGUUGCGGAAGUCAACACAGCCUUCGGCCUCGGUCUCAAGACUAUAUCUCACAUCGUCACUCGCUUUCCCGACCAUCCCCGUUGCCGUCCAAGGUAUCUUGGCAGAGUCAAGGGCCUGACCCGCGAGGAGAUUGACACGAUGGCGAGAAAUGCUCCUCCCGCAUCUUCGGCCACCCCUGGGCAAUCCGCUGCCCCAUCCCUCGAUGGCCGCACGUUGGAUGACUUCAAGAAGACCAUGGAGGAUAUGUGGGAUGCCCAGAAGAACAAGAACAAAGCUGCGCGAGAGAAGAAGAACGAGCAGCGUGCUGCAAAACAGCAUGACCUCGUCCAACGCUUCAAGCGUGCGCAGAGGUAUCUUGGACUUCGGCCUUCCGAUUCUACAGAUCUGGCUCCAGUCGACGUUAGCACACCAACCACACUUCCUUUCGACCAGUCUGUCGUCUUCGUAUGUAUUGACGUCGAGUCCUGGGAAAGGGCGCACGAUAAGAUUACGGAAGUUGGCAUUGCUACAUUAGAUACGUUGGACCUCGUUGGCGUUGCGCCUGGUAAGGAUGGGGAGAAUUGGAGGACCCUGAUCCGUGCACGCCACAUUCGCAUCGAUGAGAACAAACACCUGAUUAACUCGAACUUUGUCGCCGGAUGCCCAGACCGCUUCGAUUUCGGGAAGUCUGAGUUUGUCCGUCUUCAUGAUGUCGCUACGCAAGUGGCCGCUUGCUUCAGGCAUCCCUUUUCCGGGCCUGCUGCGCAUAAUCCUGAGGAUGCAUCCAAAGAGCGCAACAUCAUAUUCCUCGGACACGAUACAUUUAGCGAUGUGAAAUACUUGCAACAACUUGGUUUCGACCCGCUCAAGGUACCCAACAUGCUUGAGACUCUCGAUACCGCCACCCUCUACCGAGUCUGGAGGCGUGAACAAAACCCGACGAAUCUAGGCCGAAUUCUUUACGAUUUCGACAUUGCCGGGUUCAAUCUACACAAUGCGGGUAACGAUGCCGUCUUCACCGUCCAGGCGAUGCUUGCUGUCUGUGUCCGAGAGGCUUCGAUCCGUGGCACGGAACUGCAAGCAAAGCGAGAAGAGGACAAAGCAGCUCGUCUUGAUGCUCUCACCGAAGAGGCGCGCCUUCGAUUCAAAGAGGAACACGAUGGCUGGAGUGAGACGGAGGAUAAUGGCGGCCCCCCGGCACCCAUUGUACUCGUCGAGCGACCUAAAGUUGACGGAAAUGCUGGUUAUGACCAAACAAAUCGUACCGAUGGUCGCGGCCGCGGUCGUGGUCGCGGUCGUGGUGAAGCCCGAGGUGGAAAUCAAAGCCCCAGCUUUAGAGGAGCUCGUGGGGGGAAUGCGUUUCCAUCGCGAGGGUUUCCAACUUUUGAUAACCUACAUAGAGCUUCACGAGGCAGCACGGAUCAGCGUGCUCGUCGCGAUCACCCAGCUUCUCGUGGGUAUCAUUCUCCACGUGGUAAUGAAACAGAUCGUGCUUCCCCACGCGCUCGCGGUGGAGGCAGGGGCAGGGGCCGAGGCAGAGGCUCCUCCGAUAAUCAAGGCUGGGAGGAUGGCGUAUCUUCCGAGAAUCAAGGCUGGCAUAACAACAUUUCCUCUGAGAAUCAGGGCUGGCCGAACAACAGCUCCUCUGAGAAUAACGGUUGGGAGAGGUUCGGCUGGGGUGAACCCGCUUAAGGUCCUGAAUAAGGUUCAAAAUCGAAACCCCUCAUGGAAUUUUGAUUGUUCUAGGAGGUUCAUUCAAGAUUGUGGGCUCAGCUGCAUUUGACAUGGUUUCUAUGGAGUGAAGGAAAACGGGGCGAUGGGACAACCCUGGUGGCCCACUUUUCUUUCCUGACUGCUCGGGCAGACAUUUUGUCUGUCUGGACAUUGUACGAUAACUACACUGGGGGAGUUACAAGUAUUCGGAAGGCUGCAAGUAAGCAUGCCGAGCGCUGAAUGGGCAUCAGUUGCAACCCGGCUAGCAUGCCAAUGGACUCUCAUGACUGUUUUAUCCAGCAACUUGCUAGUUGCUAGCAUGAGGCUGUAGAGCAGGC
Aaosphaeria arxii CBS 175.79 is the source of this 2730-nucleotide messenger RNA. RefSeq lists its product as uncharacterized. Gene Ontology annotation, molecular function: nucleic acid binding. The transcript has 2 exons. The record is from RefSeq and is a predicted model, not a curated record. Gene Ontology annotation, cellular component: nucleus. NCBI's taxonomy places the organism in Eukaryota, Fungi, Ascomycota, Dothideomycetes, Pleosporales. The coding region runs from base 110 to 2371 and encodes 753 amino acids.